Messenger RNA from Panicum virgatum (switchgrass), 3359 nucleotides. RefSeq lists its product as uncharacterized. Bases 423 to 3146 code for a protein of 907 amino acids. The transcript has 9 exons. NCBI's taxonomy places the organism in Eukaryota, Viridiplantae, Streptophyta, Magnoliopsida, Poales, Poaceae. Gene Ontology annotation, molecular function: protein dimerization activity. The record is from RefSeq and is a predicted model, not a curated record.
UGGCGGUGUGGGUCGCCGUCCACAGCCUGCUCCACUCCUUCGUCCAGGCCGAGGCGGCUUCCAGGUGGCCAGCUUGCGGCGCAGAUAGGGGGCUUCUCGCAGCGCGGCCAUCUUCCCCAGCGCGGCUAUCUUCCCCAGCGCGGCCAUCUUCCCCAGCGCGGCGGAUUCGCCCGAUCCGAACCCUGCUGGAGCUGGAGCCGACGGGGACGGAUCCGGAUCCCGCAGGCAGCAAGACCCGCCGCCGGUUCUUCAAGUUGGCGGAGGAGGAGGGGGACAAGACCUCGUCGGCGCCGCCCGCAUCGGCGUCGGCGAUCUACCCGACGCCGUCCUCCAGGACAUCAUCGCGCUCCUCCCCACCAAGGAAGCCGGCGCCGUCUCCCGCAUCCUCGCCGCUCACGGCGGCCCAGCAUCUCGGAGUGGUGAUGGCAAUGGAUGGGGGAAGGGAAGAUGGCAAUUUCGCUGGUGCAUCCUCCAGUGGUGCCGCCGGCGCAUCAUACAGUGGUGCCAUUCCUAGGCGAACAACGGACAGUAACAGUGGAGUGGAGGUGACUGCAAAAGAUGGGAGAGUGGUGAAGUUAAAUGGACCAAUUGAGGUCACAUGGAGCCAUGGCAAGCCUUACCCCAAACCUAAUGGGGCUGGAUUUCUGUGCUACUAUUGUUUUAAAACAAAAAAGGGUGGUGGUGUAUCUCGUCUAAGGGAGCAUCUUGGUGGAAUAACUGGGAAUGUAGUGGAGUGUAAAAAUGUGCCAACGCAUAUUAAGAAUAUAAUGGCAGAUGAAUUUGCAUCAGGAAGAAUAAGAAGGAAGAGAAGUACUAAUCUUCGUCUCUAUGUUGAAAAGGAGGUGGCAACAGAAAGGGUAUCUGGUAGGACAAGCAUCCCUCUUGAUGAAGAAGCACAGAUUGAGAUGGCAAUGAGAGAGUCUCUAAGGGAUUCUAAUUCCGCCAUGCAGCAAGAUAAUUCUUCAUCUUUUGGCAAGUCUGUUUGUAACAAGGUUGGUGCAAGUUAUUCAGCUAAUCAGCAAACUACGAUUGAUAGAUACUAUAAAGGUCCUGGAAGUUCUUCCAAUGCUCCUUUUGAUGUCGAUUUGGCUCGCAGUAAGGCCCAAGCACAACCUCGGGUGGAUGUUAUGCUAGAGGGGGUUGCCAAAGAGCAGCUUGGGAAAGCUUGGUCAAAAUGGUUUCAUGCUAAUGAUAUUCCCGGAAGAAAAGCGGACUGCCCAUACUUCCGCUCAGCAAUUAAGUUAACCCAACAAUUUGGUGAAGGAGUGCCAAUUCCACGUGGGAAAGAAAUAGAUGGUCCCUUGCUGGAUAUGAAUUAUGCUGACAUGGAGGCUCACAUGGCUGCCUUCAAGGAUGAUUGGAAAGAUUAUGGGGUUACUGUCAUGUGUGAUUCAUGGACAGGUGAAUACUUGUACCUUUGUAGGUCUGUAAAUGCAACCGGUGAUACUCAAAAUUCAGAAUAUCUUCUUGACAUGAUUGGUACAGUGGUUGGUGACGAGAUUGGAGCCAAAUAUGUUGUUCAAGUUGUCACAGAUAAUGGUUCUAAUUAUAAGAAAGCAUGUCAAGACUUGGUUACCAUGUAUCCACAUAUUACUUGGCAACCAUGUGCUGCCCAUACCAUCAACUUGAUGUUAAAGGACAUAGGGCACUUUCCUGAUGUUGAGGAAGUAGUGGAUAGUGCAAAGCGAAUUUGCAUAUUCUUAUAUAAGCAUAAUAGGCUGCAUGCUAUGAUGAGAGAAAAGAUAGGGAGGGAGCUGAUUCGGUGGAAUGCCACUAGAUUUGGCACUGUUUUCAUUUUUCUCCAGAGUUUUUGGGAUAGACAAGAUAAGUUCAAGCAAUGGAUGGUAUCUGAUGACUGGGAGAAAUGUGUGUGGGCUGGUAAGGCUGACCAUGAUUUCACAUAUGAUUGUUUGACCAGCAAAAAAUGGUGGAGUCAAAUGGAAGUGGUGUUAAAAGCUGUCUCCCCAAUCUAUUCUGUACUUCGUUUAGCUGAUCAGCAACAGAAGUUCUAUUCUAUAUCUGCAUUCAUUCCAAAAAUGAGGGAAUCUAUGGCAGAAAUACGUGGCAAUUUAAGUGAUAAUACCAUCCAAAAAAAUCUACAGAAUAGGGUGUUGGAAAAAGUCCAAGGAAGACUUGAUUAUCUUGCCAAUGAUACACUUAUGCUUGCAGCUGCCGCACUUGAUCCUAAAGCACUGUACACUUCCAAGCUUGCAAGGAAACCAAAGUCCAGACAUGCUGUCACAUUGGCCAUCAAGAAGCUUGCAGGCUCAUCUUCAAAGGCUUCUGCUGCAAUCGAUCAAUUUACUUUCUUCUCAAAACAGGGAGGGUUAUUUGGAGGAGCGGAGGCUCGAAAAUCGGCUCUUAAUGGCCGGUGUAGUGCAGCUGAUUGGUGGGAUCAAUAUGGUGGAGACUGUAGUGAACUACAAGAGGUUGCAAGGCGUAUUGUCUCACAAUGCAUGUCCUCUAGUGGGUGUGAGCGCAAUUGGAGCACAUUUGCCUUGGUGCACACCAAAUUGAGGAACCGGUUAAGUUACGAUAAGCUUCACAAGUUGGUUUUUGUACAUUAUAAUUUGAAGUUGCGUAUCCAACAUUUCGUAACUGACAUGCAAAACCUUCAAGAAAUGCAAACCAACAAGGAGCAUGAAAGAGAUUCUGAUCCUUGUAGCAUCCUAAUAGAUGUGACUUUGUAUGAUGAAAGGAACCCGAUCAUGGAUUGGUUGUGCACCUCUAGGAGUGAGUCCGCGCCGACUCUAGAUGAACGUGAUGACCAGAGGCCCGAAUCCCCUAAUCCUAGCAGACUUGUUAUAGAUGAGUUAGGGAUGAGUGAUGAAGAGGUGGCUGCAUUUAAAAAGAAGAUUGGUGGGAAACGGGGUAAGAAAAGGAAGGGAGAAUUUGAAGAUAUUUUCUCUGAUUAUGAAUCAGAAUCGGAUCAGCAAGGUAGCCCUGUUUAUGCUGAGUCAGGGGAGAGUAGUUCUGAUGACAGUGAAGGCAAUGGUGAUGGUGAUGCUGUUCAUGCUUCCGGUGAUGCAAAUGAACUUGGAGAGGGAGGCUCGACAACUCACAAAGGAGCUGGUAAGGAUAAGGGAAUCCCUCUCCGUCCGAGCUCGAAAAGGAUGAAGAAACGUUCUGUCAAGACCAUGUACUGAAGCCUGAAAGUCAGAUUCGAGGGUUCAUGCAAAAUGAAUUGCUAUUUGUUUGGGUUUGAGCUUGUCUUUUCGUGUGCUUCUAAUAUUUAGGACCAUGGACUAUUCUAUGUAGUAAUUGUUGGUACUUGGAAUUGGAAAUAUGGAUGGAGACUGUAAUAUUUGGGAUUGAGCAUCUUCAUGUGCAAUAUUUGAAACUCCAUGUUGAACAGACUA